This is a messenger RNA of Chlamydomonas reinhardtii, 2106 nucleotides long. RefSeq lists its product as uncharacterized. Gene Ontology annotation, molecular function: thiopurine S-methyltransferase activity. The transcript has 3 exons. Bases 277 to 1680 code for a protein of 467 amino acids. NCBI's taxonomy places the organism in Eukaryota, Viridiplantae, Chlorophyta, Chlorophyceae, Chlamydomonadales, Chlamydomonadaceae. The record is from RefSeq and is a predicted model, not a curated record.
UAUUACUGUAUCGGCGACGAGCUCACAUAACGUGUAGUGAUAUAAGGAAGACGUCGCAGCAAGCCCGCAAUCGGUGUCAGCUCACGCUGGCCACCCAAUACUUCCCAAGACGCACUGCUACACAGAAGUCAGGCUGAAGCUUACAUGCGAUUGCGACCGCGGGGUCCGAGCGCGGCCUCCCAAACGCCGCGCCUGACGGCACCCUUCGCUGCUGCCGCUAUCGCCACGUCUAGGGGCAGCGUGUCACGCAGUGCUCCGCUCCUGUGUUGCAACGGCAUGAACCGGCCAACAGAACUGGCAGCGACGGCAACUGCUGCCGAGGUUGCACCAUCCUCGCAUGCAACUACAGCCGGGGGCGCCGAGCCGGGCGCUGCUACUGCCGCACCACCAGCAGCCAACGCUGCCGCUGCGGCAGCGCCCCAACCAUCCUCCUCCAGCUCCAAGUGGCACGCCUACUACGCCUCAGACCCCACCUCUGCGCCCUGGGACACCCACGCCGCCUCGUCACAGCUGCGAAGCUACCUGUGCGGCUGCUGCAGCGGGGCGCCUGCGGGCGCGUCAUCCUCACCAGCGCCAGGCGUAGCAGGACCAGCCCCGGCAACGCAGGCCCUCUCGGACGCGCUCCUGCACGUGUGCGACAGGUGCGCCGGCACCAAACCGCCGGCACUGGUGGCAUGGCUGGCGGUUGCGGCUGCAGCGCAGGGUAGUGGAGGUCCGGCGGGCGCUUUGGACGGGAUUGCGGGCCAGGCGCCGCCACUGCAGGCGAUGCAGCCGCAGCAGCGGCAGCCGCAGCCGCCGCAACCGCCGCGGGUGCUGGAGCUGUGCUGCGGCACGGGCGGCUCCUUGGCGUACAUGCGGAGUCUGGGGUUCCACGUGGUGGGUGUGGAGCUGGUGCAGGCGGCGUGCGGGGUGGCGGCGGAGCGGCUGGCGGCGGCCUCGGCACCCACCAGCGACACCGCAAUGGCCGCCUCCGGGCCUGGAGGAAGUGGCAGCGGCAGUGGAAGGAGUAGCAGCGGUCUGGUAGUGGUUGAGGCAGUUCACGUCGCCGACCGGGGCGCUGCAGAGGGGUGUGCGGUGGGCGGCUGCGGCAGCCCCGGCAACAACGUGGUGGAGGUGCCAGCGGCGGAGGCGCCAGCAUCGACAUCGGCGGCACGGCUGCUGCACGGCGACCUGUUUGCUGCUGCGGCAUCGGGACAGAUAGUGCCGCAGUCAUUUGACUUCAUGUAUGAUUGCCAGGGGCUGCACGCCAUGCCAGCCGAGCUGCGGCCGGCGUAUGCGGGCGUCAUGGCGAGGGCGCUGAGGCCCGGCGGCAUAGCCCUGGUGCUGGUGGGGCGGCGUGAGGAGGACGACGAGGUGAUGGCGGUGGGUGCCGCGACCGCGGGCGUGACGGCUGUAGCGGCGGCGGCGAACGGAAGCGAGCCAACGCAGGGGGCUGCUAGCGCCAAACCCGCAUCCCGACCGGGCCCAUCUCUGAUGAGCUUGUCGGAGCUUCGGCAGCUGUUCCCCGCAGACCAUGGCUGCGGACAGGAGGCGGGCGCAGCUGGCGGCAGCAGCAGCAGCCUGGAGGAGGGGCGGUGGCAAUGGCUGGGCUGUAGCGCCACGGGCUUUGACCUGACGAACGCGUACAGGCAGCUUCCUGCGGCUCCGCCCGCCUGGUGUCUGCUGCUGCGGCGGUGCUGAAGGUUGCGCCGUGCUGGGGAGGGGGGGGCGAGGCAUGGGGUGCUUGUAAGUGUGAACGCGUCCAGUGCGGCGUGAUUGGGCGUGACCGCGUGAGCAUAGGCCGCUUGUGACACGGGAGACUUGGUUAAUUCAUGCUGCACCGUGUAUACACUACUGAGAGAGGGAAUCCCUUUGUCACUCAGCUUAUUCUCGACUACUGCGUCAAGGGCGCGUAACGGCACGCGACGUGCCCGCUGCGCGUGUUGUUUCGAGGACCCGAUGUGUUACCAUGAAUCUUUUGAUGGAUCAUCAAGGAAGGUAAUUUUGUUCGAUUUGGCGGUGCGGCGUUGGCUUAGGGACCUGCAGCCGCUGCCUGCGCUGCGUGACCGUCAGAGAACAGUACCGCUACGGUGAUUGCACCACAUGAUGAUCUUGAAGAACACUGUC